AUGUUGUUAGUUCACCCCAGCAACAGAGGAGGUGGCAUGCUGUCUUGGUAUGACUGCCAUGAGAAAGGAUCCAGAAUCUUGGCAUGUGGGCCAGAUCUGUCGAAGAUCCAAGAAUCUGUGGCCAUAGAAUUGGCCACUGAUGCUAGCAAGAGGCAAAGCCAGCUCCAAGCCAACAAGGACCUUGUGAAUGCCAGUGCAGGCCAGCUUGCCAAUGUCAGUGGCCAAGAAAGGUACCUGUCACUGGGGUCCAGCCACCUUAGCCAGUUUUGCAAAGCUGUUUUCCACAAUGCCAACACAGAACACCAGGAGCUCAUGGCCAUGUGCAAUGGAACCAUGUCCAUAGAAGCACUCACACAAGGCCAACCAGCCACAGUGUUCCAGAAGAUGUGCACCACUGGGUGGAAAUGGAGCAUUCUCCAAGCCUGUGUGGAGGAUUGCUUCCCAGACCUUCCAUGCAUGGUGCAACAGGCCUUGAAUGCCAGCCAUGGUGUGGCCAUGGGAAGCAAUGAGGUGGAGGUAAUGACCCAUGUGGCAGCCAGCAGAUGCUUUUCCACAAGCUUGGCCAUUGGAGAGGAAUUCAUGGUGGCCACUGCCUACUUGGACUUCAAGGAUGCCACCACCACCUUUCCAUGGAUCAGAGCAGGGGCUUUGGCAGUGAACUUGUCCAGCCCCAUUUGCAAGGACGGAAUGGGGAAGCUGCUGGUGAAAAGCGAUUUGGAAAAGCUCAAGCAACAAACCCAAAGGCCCCAGCUCCUCAUUGCAGAGAAAGCAUUGCAAGUGAACUAUGAGCUUCUCCAGAAGGAGACUUCUGACCCUACCAAGAUUGCCAUGGACAGGUUUGGCAUGGAGCUGAACAGCUUCUACAAGAAGAAGGGUGAAGAUGAAGUUUGGACACUUGUGAAAGUGGACAAAAACCAUGCCCACUUUGAGCACUCUCCCUUGUUCCAAGCUCCAGGGUCAGGCCCACAAGGGCUGAAAGUGCUCCAUGCUGACCUUAAGGACUGGAAGAAAGCCAUUGGCAAGCCACCAAGGCUACUGACUGCCCAAGAGCUCCAGUCUUUGCUGCCAGAGAACAACAUUGCUUUGGACUUGGAAGCUACCAAGGCACAAGCUCAAACAGCUUUGGUUGCCCACUACAAACAGGAAGCCACAGGGGAUGGCAUUGCUUUUGCUGCUGGUGUGCAUGGAGCCUUUGCCAACCAAACCUUUGCCAAAGGCAAGCUGAAACCGUUCCCAGUGGGCACUUUGUCCUUUGUGAAAGGGGAAGCAGUCAAGGCAAGCAUGUGCAUCAUGCAAGGGCCCACAAGCCAGUUCCAGAUCAUGGCACCAAAGGUGGAUUUAGAGAAAUGUAAGGGCAUUGCAGUUCCUUACUUCCAUGUUGGCCACACUUUGGAGCCCACAGAAGUGAACAUGGAGAAGGCAUCUUUCAAGCUGCAGGGAUACACCAUCCCAUACUGGAGGAACACUCAGAAGGUUGACCAAGGGAAAAACAGCAGCUUAUCCCAGUCUGAACUGCUGAAGCAACUCAAGGAGAAGAGGGAUGCCACAGUGGAGGCAAUUUUGAAAGGGCAGGGAGAAGACCCACCAAGUGAAGAAGCCAUGGGCAUGAAGAGCAAAGCUGCCAACAAAAACACCAAGAAGAUGCAGGAUGACAUGAUUGUAGACAUUGACAUUUCUGGUUCCACAGUCUCUGUGCUGGUGCCCAAGCUGAGGUACAAACUAUGUGACUUCCAAGUUGAAUUGGUUGCAGAGCAGUUGACAACAGUGUUCCAGUUCUUGGAAGAAGACUGGGCAUCUUUGAAAGCACCAGAGAAAGCACCCAGGAAGAGAAAGGCAGCAGGAGCACAGCCACCUCUAAGAGCUGACACUUAG
Molecule: messenger RNA, 1872 nt
Organism: Cladocopium goreaui
Lineage: Eukaryota; Dinophyceae; Suessiales; Symbiodiniaceae
Source: the annotation of a GenBank genome assembly